UGAAAUGCGAACACGGUCACUCUGGCAUAAAAUUCAAAACAAGAUCUUGGCGUCGUCUCUCUGAAUUUCGUGAAUGGGAUAGAAAGCAUAGAAAUGGUGAACGAAGUAGAACAGUAUAAGCUGCUGAACGCCGAACUGAUGGACCAGGUGCAGAAGCAGCGUAUGGAGAUAGGCGAGUACAGAAAGCAGGUGAUAAUACUGCAGCGCGAAAUCAUGGACAUGCGGGAAGAGCACAUCCUGCAAAACGACCGUCAGCGGCAAGAGAAUAUCUGUAUUAUAAAAAGUCUGAUGCAGCGUCUGAACAUCGACAGCGACUGUCUAGUGGUGCCCCAGGAGCCUACUCAAAGGGUCAGCAAACCACCUAACUCGCGUCGCAGCUCCAAAGAAAUAUGCAAGGAAAUACGACGAACGUGCGCAUUGGCUCGUACCACCAGAACUACCUCGCCUAGGAAAUCCAUCCCGAUGGAAAUUUCGUCCAUUAGUAUUCCUUACAGUGCAUUGCUGAAACCACAAAUGGAGUCCACAAGAGAAAAAGAUGAGAAUACAGCCAUCAGGAAUAGUCUACAACCUCGAAGGCCAACGGAACUUAUGUUCGAUGAAGACGAAUCGGACGAAGAUUCUAGCGAAACCGCAAGCCCAGAACAAAACAAUGAGGCACAGAAUGAUGGAAAUCAGAACAAUCACCUGUUCAGCAUUAUUGAAGAAACCGUUAGCGAAGACGAAGACGAAGACUCAUCGUCAUCUUGCGAGGCCAUAUACUGCGACACCACUAUAGAAAGUAGUCUCUCAAACGAACGAAGCACUUCUAUUCCCCGUGGGCGGGCUCUCCGGGAAGUGAACACAAAUGUACCGGAAGCAGUGCCGUUGUUUAAGGGAAAAGAUCCCAGAAAAUCAAUGUCUGGUGUUCCUAGCAAUGAGGAUUCCAUUCAGGAGCCCAGUAUACAGCAGCCUAGGCUGGCUGUCACAAGGCCCAGUAACAACUCUGUGAUCCUUCCUGAUAUUAUUGGAUCAACGCCACGAAGAAGCAUGUUCAAUUCAAUUUAUCAAAAAGGCGGGAGCACCAGCACUCCAAAGUCUUUUAUCGUCGAGGAAGAGACUGCCACGAAAACUCGAAACAGAACUGCACCACAAAAGAAAUCUAUUCAAACGGAUAUGUCUAGCUCAUUUUUCAGCACUAGUGGACGACCAAGUCGGAGAUGCAAGCCAACUAGCUUAGCGGAGCCUAAUUUAAGGAUCAAGAUGCGCAACGAAGCCAAGAAGUAGCAUCACUUCUUUUCGUUUUUUAUUAGUUUAAUUUAAAAACAUUUUUGUACAAUUAAUAUUUAAAAUCUCAAACCAGUUUUGAUAUUUACGUUAAUAUUUUUAAUUUGUAGCCAAAUUAUUCACCUAUAAAAGGAGACUUAUUGAACUCAUCCAGCUGUCGGAAGAAGGGCAACUAUCAUCAUCAUCACCCAAAGAUGCCAAUAAGAUUUUAUAAAUACGUCUUAGUUCUACGCUUAAGAAUUUUUUAAUUUGUGAAUAAAACAACGUUCAAGUUGA
Molecule: messenger RNA, 1539 nt
Organism: Drosophila eugracilis
Lineage: Eukaryota; Metazoa; Arthropoda; Insecta; Diptera; Drosophilidae
Gene: mei-S332
Product: shugoshin
Exons: 2
Coding region: 94-1263 (389 amino acids)
Biological process (GO): meiotic chromosome segregation
Cellular component (GO): chromosome, centromeric region; nucleus
Source: RefSeq, a predicted model, not a curated record